Messenger RNA from Lolium rigidum, 1863 nucleotides. RefSeq names its product pyrophosphate--fructose 6-phosphate 1-phosphotransferase subunit beta-like. Gene Ontology annotation, cellular component: cytosol. Gene Ontology annotation, molecular function: diphosphate-fructose-6-phosphate 1-phosphotransferase activity; 6-phosphofructokinase activity; ATP binding. The transcript has 16 exons. NCBI's taxonomy places the organism in Eukaryota, Viridiplantae, Streptophyta, Magnoliopsida, Poales, Poaceae. The record is from RefSeq and is a predicted model, not a curated record. The coding region runs from base 16 to 1707 and encodes 563 amino acids. Gene Ontology annotation, biological process: fructose 6-phosphate metabolic process; glycolytic process; photosynthesis.
GGCGCAUCGCAUCGCAUGGCGGCCGCCGCGGUGGCCACCUCCAACGGGGCCUCGGCCAACGGGCCGACGCCCGGGCGCCUCGCCUCCGUGUACAGCGAGGUGCAGACGAGCCGCAUCGCGCACGCGCUGCCCCUCCCCUCCGUCCUCCGCUCCCACUUCACGCUCGCCGACGGGGCCGCCAGCUCCGCCACGGGGAACCCCGAGGAGAUCGCCAAGCUCUUCCCCAACCUCUACGGCCAGCCGUCCGCCGCCGUGGUGCCCUCGGCCCAGCCGGUCGCCACCAAGCCGCUCAAGAUCGGCGUCGUGCUGUCUGGUGGCCAGGCGCCAGGCGGCCACAAUGUGAUCUGCGGCAUCUUCGAUUACCUGCAAGAGCGUGCCAAGGGCAGCACCAUGUACGGAUUCAAGGGAGGCCCAGCUGGGGUCAUGAAGGGCAAGUACGUCGAGCUCAAUGCGGAUUUCGUCUACCCCUACAGGAACCAGGGUGGAUUUGAUAUGAUCUGCAGUGGUAGGGACAAGAUUGAAACACCAGAGCAGUUCAAGCAAGCUGAAGACACGGUCACCAAACUUGAUUUGGAUGGACUUGUUGUCAUUGGUGGUGAUGAUUCAAACACAAACGCAUGCCUCCUUGGUGAAUACUUCAGGGGAAGGAACUUAAAGACUCGUGUUAUUGGUUGCCCCAAGACUAUUGAUGGAGAUCUGAAAUGCAAGGAGGUCCCAACAAGCUUUGGAUUUGACACUGCUUGCAAGAUAUACUCCGAAAUGAUUGGCAAUGUGAUGACUGAUGCUCGGUCAACAGGCAAAUACUAUCACUUUGUGAGGCUUAUGGGCCGUGCUGCUUCUCACAUUACAUUAGAGUGUGCUCUGCAAACACACCCUAACGUUUCACUCAUUGGCGAAGAGGUUGCUGAGAAGAAGGAAACACUCAAGCAAGUCACAGACUACAUUACCGAUGUUAUCUGCAAACGUGCAGAACUUGGUUACAACUAUGGAGUUAUCCUUAUCCCGGAGGGACUCAUUGAUUUCAUCCCAGAGGUUCAAAAGCUCAUUGCAGAAUUGAAUGAAAUUUUGGCACAUGAUGUUGUUGACGAGGCAGGUGCUUGGAAAAGCAAGCUUCAACCGGAAUCUAGGCAACUGUUUGACUUCUUGCCCAACACCAUUCAGGAGCAGCUUUUGCUUGAGAGAGAUCCACAUGGCAAUGUUCAGGUUGCGAAAAUUGAAACUGAGAAGAUGCUUAUUGCCAUGGUUGAAACUGAAUUGGAGAAGAGAAGAGCUGCAGGGAAGUACUCCGCACAUUUCAGAGGCCAGUCUCACUUCUUUGGAUAUGAAGGAAGAUGCGGUCUUCCUACCAAUUUUGAUUCUAGCUACUGCUAUGCAUUAGGCUAUGGUGCUGGGGCUCUUCUCCAAUUUGGAAAGACGGGACUUAUUUCGUCGGUUGGUAACCUUGCUGCUCCCGUGGAAGAAUGGACCGUUGGAGGAACUCCAUUGACAGCGUUGAUGGAUGUUGAGAGGAGACAUGGCAAGUUCAAGCCAGUGAUCAAGAAGGCUAUGGUGGAACUUGAUGCUGCGCCAUUCAAGAAGUUUGCUUCCAUGCGAGAUGAAUGGGCCAUCAAGAACAGAUACAUCAGCCCUGGUCCCAUUCAGUUCAGCGGUCCUGGAAGCGAUGCGUCGAACCACACCUUGAUGUUGGAGCUUGGUGCUCAGAUAUAGAGAUGCUGCACUGUAGAGUGCACCUCUUUAAUUUUCUCUCCUUGCAGUUUUGAGAGUGGAGACGAAAAGCUCCAUGAGUUGAGUCUCCACAUUGUGGAAUGUUUAAUAAGAGCUUCUGGAGUGGAUGGUAGCAAUAAUAACUGAUUUUAGCUUUUA